Molecule: messenger RNA, 597 nt
Organism: Suhomyces tanzawaensis NRRL Y-17324
Lineage: Eukaryota; Fungi; Ascomycota; Pichiomycetes; Serinales; Debaryomycetaceae
Exons: 1
Coding region: 1-597 (198 amino acids)
Source: RefSeq, a predicted model, not a curated record
AUGAGCAUAGAACAGGUAUUGGCACGCGAAGAGUCCGCUCUCGCCAAGGACAAGGAGAUAGGACGGAUAUUACAAUGCACCAAGAACGACUACGUGGCGGUUCUCGAGCUCGACCCCCUCGAUCUCGAGGAAUUGGCUACGAAGGUCAAGAAAUUGUACAGAAAGAAAUCGUUGAUGAUCCACCCUGAUAAGGUGUCCAAUCCAGAGGCCCCCGAGGCGUUCGACAGGUUGAAGAAGGCAGAACAGGUGCUCUCAAAUCAGGACAAGGAGGGAUCUGUCUGGGCCGAAAAGACUCGCCUCCUUGAUAUCUACAAAGACGUCUGCUCCAAGCAGAAGGACAUCAAGUCUAUCCAGACAAGAGUGGCAGAAAUUUUGGGCGAAGAAAUCCGCCAGGAAGAGAUCGACCGUUUGUACAACCAGCGGCAAGAGGCCCAGCGCAGGGAUGAGGAGAAGGCGCAGCAGACAAAGAGGGAGAAGGACAUGAAAAUGAAACAUGCCUGGGAAGAUGACCGCGACACCAGAGUCCAGAGUUGGCGCAACUACACCGCCAAGGUGGAGAAAAAGAAGAAGAAGAAGACUAAGAAGGUAUUGGCAUAG